UCUUGGUCAAAGUCAACAAGUUGUAAAUUCGAAUGAAAUCAAUUUCUUUCCAAAUGAAUCAAUUAUAAUUCUGUGAACACAUUCUCAUAAAUAAUCCAAAAUAAAUAUAAUAUAAAUGAAGAUGACUACAUUCACAACAAAAAAUCAAUCAAGAAAACGAUGGUAUCGAUUAAUCGGAGCCGCUAUCGUUAUAAUCAUUCUAGUCACGUUAAUCAUACUAUCUCGGCGUGAUCGUAAUAAUGUGUCAAAUACAAAUGCUUCAUCAUCAUUAUCAACAUCAUCAAUAUUCUCAAAUAGUCAACGUGAUCCAUCCAGGAGUAAAACAGACGGCAAACGUCGUCAAUAUUAUAGUGAUGAGAUGAUUGAAUAUGAACCUUUGAUUCAAUUGCCGGGCAUUCAUAUCAAAGGUCAAGUUCGUACUGUUGCCAAUGGUAAAUUAGUAGCCAGUUAUCUAUCUAUUCCAUAUGCUGAACCUCCAGUGGAUCAUCAACGUCUAUUCAGACCUCCUCAAUUAAAACAAUUCAAUAAAAAUAAUAAAAAUUCAACAUUGGAAGCAUUUUAUCAACCAAUCAAAUGUUAUCAGAGUACUUUUGUACUAAGUAUCACUGAAGUUAAAGGCUUGGGUGAUGAAACUAAAGAAGAUUGUCUAUUUCUAAAUAUAUGGACACCGUUUAAAGAAGAUGGCCAAAAUAAUAAAACGACCAAAAUGACUGGCAGGCCAGUUAUGGUCUUCAUUCACGGUGGCAUUUUUCAAUUUGGCGGUAUUGGAUCACCAGAAUUAGAUCCUUCGCUGUUGGUGGCCGAAAAGGAUAUUAUUGUGAUUACUAUGCAAUAUCGAUUGGGAGUAUUUGGAUUCGGAUCAUCCGUUGCCGAUGAAAAUAAUGACAAUUUUCGAAGCCUUGGACUACAAGAUCAGGCUAAAGCAUUGGAAUGGAUACACAAAUAUAUCAGAUCAUUCGGUGGUGAUUCAAAUCAAGUUACCGUUGUUGGUCAUGGUGCUGGCGCUAUAUCACUUGGAUUCCAUUUGAUGAAUAAAGAUACAAAUAAAUAUUUUAAACGAGCAGUUCUUCAAGGAGUUCAAGGAAUCUGGAACAUUGGUAUUUACGGCAUGAAUACUAAAAGUGUUCCAUUUUUGAUGGAAGAUUCUAAUUGUGAUGAUGAAACUGUUUCGGCACGCGAUAUACGAGCGUGUAUGGAAAAAAGUCGUAUACAAUCGAUCGUAUUCAUGGAAGGUCAACAAUAUUUGAUUGAUAAAUUUGCCAUUCCAUUUGUGCCAGAUUAUAAUCCAUUAACAAAACAGAUAUGGGACCAGGCUAAGAAUAUGGUGUCCGAAUCACGUUUUAAUGACUCAUUAUUGGAAAUAAUGUUCAACAAAUGGAACAUUUACUCUCCCGAUCAUGAAAUAUUGCUUGGUUUAAAUUCAGAUGAUGACUAUCAAUUUGAGAAAUAUAAUAAAAUCACUACUUAUAUAAAAUUCGGCGAUUCAAGUGAAGAUGAUUAUGAAUAUGAUGAUGAAACUGGUGACAAUGAUAGCGAAGAAGAAACCGAAGAAUCGAAUAACAAUAGUGCUGUUGAUGAAGAAGAAGAUGAUGAAAAGAAGCCAUCGAACGAUACAAUUGAUGAUGCAAAAAACAAUAACAAAGAUGAUGGAGAUGAUAAUGAUAGUAAAGACGAAGAAGACGAUGAAACAAGCGAUACAAGUGAUAACAAUGAGAACAAAGAAAUGGACAACAAUUCAUCAUCAUCAACAACAACUACGGCUUCAAAGGCAGUGGCAGAGUCCAAUUCAAAAAUCGAUAAUAACAAGGAUGAAGCUGAAGAAAGCAAUGAUGGUGAUUAUGAAACCGAGGAAGAAGAAGAAGAAGAAAGACGUCGGCGUCGAAGUCUUAAACGUAAACAACGACAAACAUUGGAACCAUCGAAAUUAGAUAAAGAUGAAAUGGUUAAAUUAUGUCGACUAGUCAAAAUGUAUCAUGUACAACAGGAACAAAAUAGCCCUAAAGGGUUAGCUCAGGUUUCAAUUUAUCGUGUUGAUCCAAAAGUUUUAGUCAACCUUCUGGAAGAGAUAAGCAUUGCAUUCGGUUCUAAAACUAAUCAUUGGCUAAAAGGAUUGGAAAAAUAUACAAUGAAUAUCUGGGGAUCUUUUGCCACUAAUGGCUUGGCCGGCUUAAGAAUGUCUGAAUCGGAACUAUCAACAUAUGAUUCAAAAAUCGGCUCAACAAAUGGACCGGUAAAUCUUAUUAACGUUGGACAAGCUAAAGAUGAUGAAAAUGAUGGACAGAUUUCUAUUCGAACAUUCGAUUGGAAACAAUUGUGUCCGGUACAAAUGUAUUAAGAAUAAUAAUCAGAUUAAUAUACCAAGUAGUAUGAUAGAUAUCAUUAUCAUUUUCAUCCGGAAAAAAUUGAACUGAAAUCAUAACAUUUGCUCACAUGUAUCCUGGUCAUCCAUCAUUCAUUAUCAUUAUUAUCAUCAACCUCAACUCAUCACAUUCCUAUUUUUUUCUAAAUUCCCAAUCAAAAAUCCGUUUUUUAUCAAUUUUUUUAAUUUUAUUUUGUUUUUCUCCCGAAAAAGAUCUUCAAACAUUAUUUAUUGAAUUGUUUUUUCCUCAAAACAAACACACUCACAUACAGACACACAGACAUCAAUAGAAAGGUUAUUUUUAUUUUAAAAAAUAAAAUUUUAUUAAAUCAUUA
Messenger RNA from Dermatophagoides farinae (American house dust mite), 2694 nucleotides. NCBI's taxonomy places the organism in Eukaryota, Metazoa, Arthropoda, Arachnida, Sarcoptiformes, Pyroglyphidae. The record is from RefSeq and is a predicted model, not a curated record.